ACGCAUGGUGUGACACUGACCGCGUCGCCAAGUUGAACGCUUGCGAGGUCCUCCUUAACACGUUCACAUCGUCGACGUCGGACGCCAACCACGACGACGACGGCGACGAUGGCCACUUUCUCUGACGGCGGAGACGCCACGACCGCUUCCGCCUCCUCCGGCGACAUGCGCUUUUAUCUUCAAAACCUUCUUGAUGGCAAGGAGAAGCAGUUGCAGCAGGCAGGCACGCUCGGGCAGCAGUUGCUUGCGCAGCGGAUGGAGUUGGAGGAACGGAUCAGACAAUUGCAGGAUUUCGAUCUUGACGCAGGAGACGAUGACGACGCUACAAUUCGGGAGAAAUAUCGGGAGUUGGCAGAGACAAUCAAGGCUUGGGACGCAGAGAAUGAGCAGCUAUCGGACGCGUUCACUUUGAAGCCUGCUGUGAAUGGUGCUGCUUCGCCGUCCUCUCACUCUGUAGAGCUUUCCCGAGGCGAUAUCGAGCGGUCGCUGGAGCGCUCAAAGGCUUCUGGUAGUGGAACCACUGCCGCUCAGUCAUCCCGUCGAGCCAAGAAUGCCGCACACCGUGCUGAUGACGUCGAAUUCGCGUUUGAGAUCGGGAGUGGCUUGUUGACCGAAGUGCGCCGGCUUCAAAGUUUAUUGGGCGAACGAGACAAAGCCCUUCAGGACGUCAAGGAGGAAAAGGAGGAUCUCGAGAAGACCGUAGAGAGCUUAAAGACUGCCUUACGCGAACAAGAACAAUCCGCGGACAAGUUCAAGGAGGAGAAUUGGAACCUCGAAGUCACUCUCCAAGAGCUGCGGGCUCAGCUGACCGACUCCCAGACGACGACUGUGAGAUUGGAGGGUGACACCAAGAGGUUGACCAAGAUGCUCACUACUGCUCGCGAGACCGCCGAUCAACAUAAGAAUGAAGCCGAACGGCACCAGAACGCGUUUGAGGAACUGAAGGCAAAGCACGAAACGGAUGUUGCUCAGGCAAGAAAGCACGCGGCGAGUUUGCAGCGGGAUAAGUCUGACCUCCAGCAAUCAUUGGACUCGCUUAAAGUCGAAAUGGCCAAGCAAUCCAGACGCUUUCCCCGGUUUGGUUCCCCCCUCACGCCCAACGGCGCAUCUGCCUCUGAGGCAGCCACACCUGCAGAUGGUGACGACGACGACGUAUUCAGUACCGCAGCAUCCACCGCGAACAGGAAGAAAGCGGAUACCUCUGCACUCUUCCCUCCUGAUGGAUUCGACUUCGACUCUUCUCCGGACUCUUCACCCUCGAAACCAUUCCUCGCUCCCAAUCAUCCUAGAAAUGAAAUUGAAGCUCUGCAGCAACGCCUGGCCCAUGCCCAGAGACAGAUCAACACUCUCAAGGGCACUUUGCAGCGAGAGAAAGAGAUGCGAAUUGAGUACAAGCGCAAACUCGACUCAUCUCCUGCCUUGGGUUCACCCGCAUUCGAUAUUGUGGAGGAGGAGGAGGAGGAGGACGAGGACUUCAUCGACGAAGAGUCUGGCAUGGUUAGACCAAAGGCACGUUUGACGCCGUUCCGUCAAGGUAGAGGCCGUGGUCGUGGCAGAGGGAGAGGUGGUUCUUCGUUCGCUCGCAAGCUUGACCUAGCUGUCCAAAGCCCUUCCUCUGAGUAUGCCGACGACGAUGAUAUUGGCGAGAGUUCACCACCUCCACCCGUCCCGCCAAUUCCAUUCAAAUAUCAAGAUGAGGAUGAGGAUGAACAGCCAAGUAAUGAGUACAUUCAAGAGGAAGAAGAGGAUACCGAGAUGCAGCAGUCACCUUCACCUCCAGUUGCAUCUAAUCGCACUAGCGUGGAUGGCAUGGAUCCUGCCUUCGCAAACGUUCUUCGACGCUCUACGUCUGGAAGCUCUAUGACGUUUAACCGCAGUCCGCUACGAAAAGUACUCGCGAGGUCGUCACGUGGAGGUGCAAUUCCUCGUCGCUCUCGUGGAGGAGCUGCUUUCCAAGAAGCUCGACCGCCAUCCCUGGUUGUCCAACCUGGUGUUCUCGCAGACGAGUUUGGUUUGGGUAUUGAGUCAAGUUUGGACAACACGCUUGAAUUACCAGAACGAGAGACAAGCCACUUCGGUUGUCAGACCGAGCCUAUUGAAGAGGUCCCCGAACCCGUCAUAGUUGUCGAUUCACCUCCUGCCUCGCCUCCCCAGCCUGCUGCACCUGCUCACGAGGUUACCGAGAUCGGCAUUCAAGUCGAACCUGAACCCGUGCCUGCUGUCGCAAAAGCCGAGGUCUCACUUCAGACUGAGGAAGAGGUUGCUCCGAUCAUCGUUCGUUCCGAUGCUUCUGUGCAGCAUGAAGAUCUCACUCCUGUGCCAGUUCUUGUCUCAAUGGGAAUUGCAACUGACCCUGAGCCCAAACCAGAACCUGUGCCGGAGCCUCCUGCAGUGUACGUACCGACGUUCUCUCAAGCUGAGGUCCAAACACUUGUCGUUCCUUCUAGUGAAGCCGACGUUCAGACUCUGCCCGAGCCUUCACCUGUGCUACCCAAGACAACUGAAAUGCAAAUGCAGACAGUGCCAGAACUCGUUCCUGUGACGACCCAUGCAGACAUGCAGACUUCAACCGAAGUCCACGAUGACCAAAUUUCGUAUAUGGAUUCAUCCAUCGGCGAGAUGAGCGGAGAUACUACGAUUACACCCCGCCCUCCUCCUUUGGCGAUGCCCAACUUUGAGUCUGAAGAUGAUGGUACCGAGACGGAGACGGGUUCAAUCAUGGAGACCGACACUGAUGACUACCAGGAUGCAAGACAGAGCAUGUCUAUGGUGACUCCGACGGACAUGGAUGACUUCCAUUCCAUCAUGACUGUUACCGACAACGAAUUUUCCUCCAGUGACGAUGAAAGCGUCAAGGCUUCUCGUUUGCCCAGUCGCGAAGUAUCUGCAAUGUCGUCAGCAGUAUCAGUACCAUUGGCUUCUCCAACCGUUUCGGAGCCUGAGUCACCUGUAUCACCACCUACUCCUAAGCCCACGUACGAGUCAAGGGGUAUUGAGACCGAUGUCGCCGAAGAACCGCCAGUCGUCAUACCUAUAGUAGAGGAGGAGGCUAAGGCCGUGCCACUAGUAUCGGAACCACCGAAGCCCGAACUAAAGGAAAUGUCAAUUCAAACCGAUGAGUGGUCACCUCCCCCUCCGCCAGUCCCUGUGACACCUUUCCUACCUCCAGCACCUGUGCUUGUCACGGCGCCUUCAACUCCCGCACACUCUCCUUCCCCCUCUUUCCGACCUUCUCAACAAUUCCAAUUCAUUUCCCCACCACCUUCCGCUGGUCCGACAACAACUUCUUUGCCCAAUGUUCCCGCUCCUUUGCCUCCAUCUAAUCUCUCACCCGCCAGAGAUUCUACUGUUUCUACAUUCGUUCCUCGUCCUCGUACAUCUACCUCAGACAGAAGACAAUCUAUUGAGUCCACUCUGUCAUCCGCUAUGGAAGACAUAGUCGCACGAUCUCGUACGCCAUCUAAUGUGGCUACGGUUGUCGAUAAAUCUAGGCCACCCAUGAUGAUGCUUCCACCGCCUCCACGGCAACCGCCCCCACCUAAUUCGAUGCCCCCGCCCCAAUUCAUACCCGAGAGGAGGUUACCCACUACUUCGAAUGCCUCUCAUGACAUACCCCCGCCUCGACCGUCGUCACCACCUCCCCCAGAACUCAUCCAGCGAGCUACGACACCACUGGGCUCGGUGCUAUCAGUACCUGCUGCAAGACAGUUUGGUUUGCGACCUCAUGCAUCGACUGUACAGUCCUCCCAACAACCUCUGCGUCAACCGUCUUCAACAGGCAGCUUCCGAUCUGGACCAAGUGGUAUUGUUCGUGCUCCGCAACCCAGUCCAUCGAUACCCUCAUUCAAUAUCCGGGAGAGGGAACGCAGAGGAAUGUCCUCAGUUUCACUCAAUUCUGGAGGUCAGAGCCUCGACUCGCAACGCUCUUCGUUGUCUUCCGACCAUCAUGGUUAUGAUCAACCGAAUCAACGUGCACACGGCGCACCACCUGUUACACCCGAUCGUCCUGCUGGAAUGCCAGGCCGUCAUGCUGUAAACUCGACAGAUCCCACUAUCAUUCAUGCCAUCACGCAGACAAUGAUUGGAGAAUUCUUGUACAAAUACACGCGUCGAGCUAUUGGGAAAGGUCACGGUGAUCGUCGACACAGGCGAUUCUUCUGGGUACAUCCGUACACUCGUACACUGUACUGGAGUUCUGCCGAUCCAGGGUCUUCGGCAGUAUCAGAGUCGAGUGCUAAGAGCGCCUAUAUCGAGGAUGUUCGAUCUGUACUCGACCCGAAUCCCAUGCCUCCAGGUAUCCAUCAGUACAGCGUCGUGGUGUCUACGCCUCAACGUGAAAUGAAGUUCACUGCGCCAACAAAAGAAAGGCAUGACAUUUGGAUCAAUGCUUUGCAGUACCUUCUUUCCCGACCCAGCGCCGGCCCCGUGGCUUCUCCUUCCAAUGGAACAGCUCUUCCUAAUAGCCCGAUGUCUAUGGAAGCCAGAUUAGCGGACGACGACAAUAAUAACGGGUCAAAUAUGUACGCGAGUCCUCAAAGUCAACGCAGCACGCGAACCACGAGGACGGGACUUAGUACAGAUUCGUUCAACGUUACCCCACGAGGACAGCGCAGCCAGUCCCAGCUUUCUCUGGGAGGAUCAAUGGGGAAGCGUUCUGGUACUCCGGCAGCAGAGUACCUACGUUGGAGCACGUUGGAUGGACCUAACAGCCCGACGAAGUCUUUCGAGCAUAUCCCUAGCAACGAUGGCGAGCUGGACUUCGAGCUACAUGAUGAAACGUUGUCGGAUGGGGGCUUCGAAGGCUUGGAGAACGUCCGUGCCUGCUGCGAUGGUCGUCAUACGGUCGGUAGAUCUGGACGAAUUGAACACCACCAUCACCAUAGUCACCCACAUGACCAUCCUCGAGAACCUUCACGGACGCGAGACCAACAUCUAGAUCCAAACCCUCAGGAAAUUUCGAGACCUGUUUCGCCGGCUUGGUCAUUCCGUUCUCGUGCAGGAAGUGCAACGUCGCAUGAUCGCGAUGGUACGGGUUUCUUCUCUCGGUUUGGGUCGAGGCGUUCAACAAAGACAGCGAUGUCUUCAUCCACCACGCACUAGUAAUGAUUAUCGAUUAACAUCUUCCAUUUUGUUCUUGUGUCUAUUUGUUCUGUUCCGUCUCUGCUUUUGGAUGACUGCUCGAACGCUACUACAUUCGUUUUUAAUGACUCAUUUUCUGUUUCAUUUCUUCUCAUUCUUGCGUAGACGAUAUGUAUCUCCAUUGUUUUGUGCAGUAUGCACGAUACGCUCCUUUCGUGCACGUUGUGCAGGUUAUCCGAAUAUAAUGCCAAUUCACCUCGAUCAG
Molecule: messenger RNA, 5344 nt
Organism: Somion occarium
Lineage: Eukaryota; Fungi; Basidiomycota; Agaricomycetes; Polyporales; Cerrenaceae
Source: the annotation of a GenBank genome assembly